Aspergillus alliaceus is the source of this 1796-nucleotide messenger RNA. Its product is annotated as putative proline oxidase Put1. The transcript has 2 exons. Gene Ontology annotation, cellular component: mitochondrion. Gene Ontology annotation, molecular function: FAD binding; proline dehydrogenase activity. NCBI's taxonomy places the organism in Eukaryota, Fungi, Ascomycota, Eurotiomycetes, Eurotiales, Aspergillaceae. Bases 405 to 1796 code for a protein of 463 amino acids. The record is from RefSeq and is a predicted model, not a curated record.
AAUCUUGAUAGAGAUAAUAGACUUUCAUGGCAAGACUCCGUGUCGGUGUGUGUCUUGUGGUGGCGGAGAGAGUAUACGUGAACCAGAAACGCAAGGGGGAAUACAAUACGCAUGUCACUUCCGCACGGAAACCCUAACCGAGCUAGAUGCGGAUUCCCCCUCCGACAGCCAUCUGUUCAGUCUUCAUUCGGCCCACGAUCAUACCUUGCUUCGCCCUAUCACUUCAGAUCAACGAUGAUCCUAGCUCAAAGACCAAUCGGUCUGCAAGCCGCCUAUCGAGUUCCCCGGAGGAAAACAUAACUGGCAGGCAUACCCCUCCCACGAGUGAGUAAAUCGGAAGAUAAAUACUGUAGAAAAGGAGUAAGAGACGAAUAUCGGCCUCUGCUAGACACAGUUGUACUACCAUGAAGUCGAAGGCAUUCUGGCCGAAAAAGCCAGAAACGUUUUACACUGCAUCUAAAUCUCUAGCCGAUGCAGCACCAUCCACCCACCGUGCCGUCUUCCAUGCCUCACCCGCACGGAAGAAAGCGCCUCUCGCGGACGUGCCCACGAAGGCUCUACUUCGCUCAUUGUUUCUGACGUCAGCGAUGGCGUCGCCUCUUCUGAAGCCGUCCAUAUCGGUGCUGAAAUAUGUCAUCGACUCCAAAUCGCCGUUUCUCAAUCCCUCCAAGAACCCCAUCAUGAACUACAUUCUCCGCACCACGAUCUACAACCAUUUCUGUGCCGGCGUCAACGAGAACGAAGUCCGUAACACGGUCCAGAAUAUGAAGUCUCUCGGCUUCAAGGGCGUGAUCCUCGGAUACGCCCGGGAAUCCGUCGCAAAGAUCGACGCCGCCGGUUCGCACGUGGAAGAAUGGAAGAAUGUACAGGCCAUUGCAGACCGUGCGGUGGACGAAUGGAAAGAGGGCAAUUUACGGACCCUGAAAAUGGUCGGAAAAGGAGACUAUAUCAACAUCAAAUUCACGGGCGCCGGCCCUGUCGCCGUGGAAGCACUCGCACGCGGUGACCCCGUCCCACCAGCACGUAUCAAGCAAGCUAUCACAGAGAUCUGCGAAGCGACUGCCGCCCAGGGUUCACGGUUCUGGAUUGAUGCUGAGCAACAGGUGUUCCAACGGGCGAUUGAUGCCUGGACGAUCGAACUUAUGAGACAGUUCAACCGUGAUGGCAAGGUAGUCGUGCUCAAUACCAUCCAGGCGUAUUUGAAAUCCUCCGCCGAGAACGUCCACCGCCAUCUUGCUCUAGCGGGGAAGGAGGGCUGGGCUCUGGGAAUCAAGCUGGUCCGGGGCGCUUACAUCGCACAUGAUUAUCGGGAUCGUAUUCAUGAUACCAAAGCGGACACGGAUCGGAACUACAACCACAUCGUGGAGAGUCUGCUUACGCACCAGUCUCCGUUCCGGAAUUUAGAGACGAAGUUUCCGGACGCGCGGCUUUUCGUCGCAACUCAUAAUGCGGAAAGUGUGCGGAAGGCAUACUCAAUCUCUCGACAUCGGAUCCUGAACGGCUUACCCACAAUACCCUUGGAGAUGGGUCAGUUGCAAGGGAUGGCGGAUGAGGUGAGCUGUGGGCUAUUGGCCGAGUAUCAACCGGAGUUCGAAGAGCUACGGGGCGGAAAAAGUCCAGUGGAGGCAUCUGUGUUCCCUAAGGUAUUUAAGUGUUUGGCAUGGGGGUCUAUAGAGGAGUGUCUUCAUUUCCUGUUACGCAGGGCGGUUGAGAACCAGUCGGCAGUGGUGAGAACACAGGACACGGCGGCGGCAAUGAGAGAGGAAGCAUGGCGACGACUUGGGUGGAGACGGUGA